This is a messenger RNA of Chara braunii, 2385 nucleotides long. Lineage: Eukaryota; Viridiplantae; Streptophyta; Charophyceae; Charales; Characeae. The record is from the annotation of a GenBank genome assembly.
ACCCAAUCCUCUCUUCUCUCUCUCUCUCUCUCUCUCUCUCUCUCUCUCUCUCUCUCUCUCUCUCUCUCUCGCUCGCUCGCUCGCUCGCUCGACGUGAGGGUGAACGAAGAGGAAGACGAAGAACUGGAGAUGGCGUACACUCGAUUGAAAGGCUUUGCUGUUGUGCGGCUGAGAGUGAUGACGAUGCUCAUCGCUUUCCUCGUCAGCCAGUCAUCGAGCCCGCUGGCUAUGGCCGCACCGGGUUUCACUUCGCCGGGUUCGCCCUCCUCGGGUCUUCCUUCUAGUUCCAGUGGGCCCUCUUCUGAUCUUUCCUCUAGUCCCACCGAAGCCUCUUCUGAUGUUCCCUCUAGCUCGGUCACUUCAUCUUCUGAGCCGUCCCCUAGCUCGACUGGGUCCUCCUCUGCUCCACCGUCGAAUUCAAGUGCGGCAGCUUCAGAACUGCCAUGGAGCUCGAGCACACCGUCGCCCUCCUCCUCGACGCCCUCGUCCCAGCCGAUGACAUUGACGAUCAGUUCGGUCUCCCCGGCGAUCACCACCUCGUCGGUGUCCACCCCUGCGGUGCAAUCUGAAGCCGCCCAGUACACACCUCCGUUGAUUAUGACUGCAAUCCCGGAUCCCAAGAGCGCUGGUAAUAGAGCAAACUUCAUAAGGGCUUUAACAGAGCGAGUGGAGGCGGUGGCAUACGCUGCGAGAUUGCUGUACAGCAGGCCUUGUGAGGCCAUCGACAGCUGCAAAGGAGGAAAAGGGGAACACUCAAGGUUGGCGUGCGGCUACAUCAGCAAAUACGAUAAGGAGUAUGUGCCCUAUCAGUGUGUGACUGGUGUACAACUCAACACAUCCCUAUGCUGCAAUGGCACGAACGCAACGGAGAAUACCGGAUCAAUAUUGAUUAGCCUUACUGAGCCAUUUAUGAGAUAUCCAGAAGUGGUGGGGAGACUGUCGUCACCAGAAGCUCAGGGAACCUUGCAUCAGCACGCGUGUAUUCAGUCCUCCCUGAAGAAGCCCUUAAAGGAUGCGAUCAGCACUGAAGCUGAUUUCAUUGCAACAGGAUGGGUUUCCUUUGCCAGCAUAGCCGGAACAUUUUACAGCUUCCCUGGCCUUAACGUCUUCGACGGCUUCGGCGGCACGGGUUUCCCUUUCGACUGUGAUCCCUACGAUCCCCGCUUUAGACCAUGGUUUCAACAGAUUUCUGGGCCGCAGAAGAAGGUGUCCAUCCUUGUACAAGGAGCGAGCAUGAUGUGGGAGCCUCUGAAGAAUAAUCCAUUGGAGACGCAGACAGGCCUGGAUGCACUCAAGCAACUCCUUGUUGUGCUCAAAAAGACCUUCGCCGAGCACGACAGAAUAUUUCUGACAACAGAAGUGUCAGAAGGCAACAUCAACCGGACAGGAAGUUUCAUGAGCAGCGACUUUUCAAGCACCUCUGUGACCCGCAUGCAGCCAGACAAGAGCUCCCCGCCUGGAGACCUCGCUGAGGGUGUUCGUUUAGCGCUCAGCCAAUUGGCUGAUCCAUCCAGGUAUCAUCUUGAGGUGCUCCUCGUGUUUACCAGGGGACCUAUCAAUGUUGAGGGGGCGGCGAGUGUUAUAGCGGAGCAUAACAAGAGGAGCCUUAGCAUCACAGGCAGACCAGUCUCCGUGUUCAUUUAUGGCGUGGACGUCUAUGACAGCACAACCUUUGCGAAUAUGACGAGGCUUGCAGAGCUGGUGAAUGGAACGGCCCGCAAUAUGGGGUUAGGAGACCCUUUGCUGGGGAUUUACUCCUACUUCGACUUCAUGGCGCGGUCCUUCCACAACCACCCACCCACUUGGGCAAGACUGUACACGGAUGCUUUCAGCCAGGCAGAAAUCACCACCCUAAUGAAACAUGUGUUCGAUUUGCAGGGAAGGUCUAUCGGGAUCGUUGGGCUGGAUGUGAAAGUGCCAGCCCUCGCAAAAGAGAUAGCAGGGAACAUGAGCAUGGAUCCGCCACCAAUAACCGUCUCCAACCCAAGGGAUACUCUCCAGUUGCCUACGUGUACCUCACCAUGCGAGGAUGGGUAUCCAGGCAUCUCCUGCCCGGGCGACGUGCAGCUAGAGGCAACAGAUGUCCUGUUUCCAAAGGUGAUGACAGCGGACGCAGAGAAGAGGAGGUGUUGUGGAGCUACAUGUCUUUCAUCAGGAAAAUUGUCGAAACUCAGCGCUCGAGAGAAUUUCGUACUCCAGGUCGCCGUUGCAGCGGUUCUAAUCAUCGCCUUGCUAUCCCAGCCUGGCCAUCCGAUUAUUUCUUUUUCUCUUCUUUAAGCCUUUAAGGCUAAGUAGCCCAACCCAAUUCAAUACUUGGAAAAUAUUGACAAACCUUAAAGCGAAAAAGAAAAGAAGUAGAUAAAUUAAUGAAAUGAUUUUACUGGC